UUGGUGGGGUGGUCUUUACGAAUGAUCAGGAGGGGUGUGGUUUUCUCUGCACAGAAAGACAGAAGAGAGGUCUCAUAUUUUAGGAGGAAGAACUAGAAGGAUUUGUCUGCCAACUCAACCUUCACAAUGUCAAGACAGAGAGCCGUGCAUAUCUCAUUGCUGUGGCUCUACCUCAUGCUGCCCGCUCUGCUCUGUAAAAACCUGCACUGCUACUUCAGCCCGUACCUGACCGCGGAGGAACAGGGGACGUUCAAGCUCGUGGUGACCGAGUGCCCCCCAAAAGAGGUGUGCUACAAGGCUCAAGGUCGCUACGGGACCCACAACGGACUCGUACACAGGGGAUGUAUGCUUCUGGAAAAGUGUGGACAAGUGAAAAAGAUCAGCCUGAGGGGAGCCAUAUACAACACAAGCUACUCAUGCUGCGAUUGGUCCCACUGUAACUCUGGAACAGGCAUCACAACCAACUUCGUCACACUGUUCAUUAUCAUAGGUGGUCGGUCACUAACACUGAUAGGACUGUAAAAAUCUGGACUUUUAAAAAAAAUAUAUUAAACAGCACCGGUUUGCACUGGUGCUGAUUUGACAGCCUCAGCACUGACUAAUGCUGAAGCACUGAUUGCAACUGAAACCAAAAGAAAAUAUUUUAUCAUUUGUAUUGUAAAUUGAAUGUCUUUUAAGAAUUUUAUAGGAAAUAAUAAAAACAUGUACCAUUUUA
Molecule: messenger RNA, 715 nt
Organism: Boleophthalmus pectinirostris (great blue-spotted mudskipper)
Lineage: Eukaryota; Metazoa; Chordata; Actinopteri; Gobiiformes; Gobiidae
Gene: bncr
Product: bouncer
Exons: 2
Coding region: 127-522 (131 amino acids)
Source: RefSeq, a predicted model, not a curated record